This is a messenger RNA of Parnassius mnemosyne (clouded apollo), 315 nucleotides long. Lineage: Eukaryota; Metazoa; Arthropoda; Insecta; Lepidoptera; Papilionidae. The record is from the annotation of a GenBank genome assembly.
AUGAGUAAAGCCGAUGUAGUAAAUGAAAUUCAUAGAAAUGCUAGGGUGAAUUUCCCACGUAGAAAUGUUAUUACGAAAGAUAUAGAUGAUUUAUGGCAAGCAGACUUAAUUGAUAUGCAAUCAGUUACUAAGGAAAACAAAAACUUCAGAUUUAUUCUUACCGUUAUUGAUACAUUUUCGAAAUACGCUUGGGCUUUUCCAAUUAAGACUAAAAGUAAAGAGGACGUAUGCUAUAAUUUUAUGAAGCUUCUAAAACACGUGUACCCAAAAAUCUGCAAAGUGACAAUGGAACAGAAUUUUAUAACGAUAAGUUAA